Molecule: messenger RNA, 3061 nt
Organism: Ictalurus furcatus (blue catfish)
Lineage: Eukaryota; Metazoa; Chordata; Actinopteri; Siluriformes; Ictaluridae
Gene: ubn1
Product: ubinuclein 1
Exons: 14
Coding region: 97-2304 (735 amino acids)
Cellular component (GO): nucleus
Source: RefSeq, a predicted model, not a curated record
UGUUGUUUUUAAAGAUAAAAUGUGAAAUAUCGCUAGUUUUAUUUAAUUAAUAUUUUAAACCCAUAUCUUCAUGAAGGCUUAGAGAGCUGUUUAGUGAUGACGUCAUCGCCAGUAUUCUUGCUUCUUAUUGGCUUUCCGUUAAAACUUAAGUGCGCUCAGCUGCUCCUGGAGCUUCAGGUCAGGGUUUGUUUGAGGUUUUGGGGUUUUUGCGUCAUGGCCACACCGCGCAGGAUUCAGCUCACUACCCCCUCUCACCCUGUCUCUCUUCAUUCUGCUGGUAAUAACCUCAGUGGGACUGGUUUCCUCCACACACAGGGGUUGUUUAACCCUCCUGCUCCACCCUGCCAGGCUGAGAGGACGCUCAGUGCCCGGAUGGAGCUGGUGCUGUUUGAGCCGGAUGACGCACGCUGUGCGGAGUUUCACUACCCGGAACUCAGUGCGGUCAGAGGUAAAGGUGGUGGUGAGACUUUGAGAGAGAUGAUGGAGGAGGGAAAGGGUGGAGAUGGAGAUGAAGAUGAGCUCCAGGUUCUGGCCACAAUGUUCCAGAAGAAAUAUGGCGGAGCGCCUAAACCGAGGAGAGACCGAGUGCAGGAUUUGGUGGACAUGGGCGAUGGAUACGACGACACCGACUCCUUUAUCGAUAACUCCGAGGCGUAUGACGAGUUGGUUCCAGCCUGUCUGACCACCAAGUACGGAGGAUUUUACAUCAACGUCGGGACUCUUCAGUUUCGACAGGCUUCAGGGGAAGAGAACGAGACCGACGACUUUGAGGAGAACGUUCAACCCCAGAAACGCAAAUUGAAAGAAGGAGGCAAGGCGAACAUGAACAUGAACAGGAAGAAGAGAAAAGAGGACGUUCAGCCUAAAGGAGAAAGCACAAAACACAGGUUCUCAUGUGUUCCAAAAAAUGAAUUGCGUAAGCAGCAGUACCUCGAUGGCAUGUUGAGGAAAUUUCACAAGGAGAAGCUUCAGGAGCUCCAGCUGUUCAACACGACGAGGAAGGAAUCGCCUCCGGGAGAUAACCGCGACUCCACGACUCCGGCCGAGCCCGUCUCGACCGAUCCGCCGCCGACGCUCGUUGAUGGAGCCAGCGCUGAUGAGUUUCACCAUGCAGUGAUGGAGCAGGAUGAGCUCCUGAUGAACGAUCCGGACCAGGAGACUCGGGAUGAGACGUCUCGGGCUUCUGUUCCCGAUGGUUCACCUCCUACGCAGGGACGAGUCCUGCAGGAACUUACUCGGGACGAUCAGCUGACGGUUCUGAUCCGCAGACUGGAGGAGGCGGUGUUCCGGGUCAUGCCCGAGCAGAUCGAGCGCUUCAACGAUCACUGCCAAGCUCACUCCGAAGCCAGAGCUGCAAAACUGGAAGCUGUGAAAGAAAGGCGAGCUGUAGAAGGAUCAGACGAACAGGAGGACGAUUCGAGUGGAAAACGACUUUUCGCGCCUCGCAAGAGAUUCCGGUGGAACGAGGAGAUCAGGGAGUCGUUAUGCGAGGUGGUGAGGAUGAAGAUGAGCAGCUACGCGCUCGACGCUCCCGGUAAUCAGAGUUUAGAGGGUUAUCUGAAGGGUUUUUUGGAGGCGAGGGUGAAAACGCUGUGGCCUAGAGGAUGGAUGCAGUCCAGGAUCCUGCUGAUCGAGAGCCGGAGGGUUCACGCUCACGUCACGGGCGUAGUGGCGAGGAAGAAGUCCGCGGCCGGGCCGAAGCCGGAAAAGUGUGAAGAAAACGUGGCUGUUCGGACGGGUCCCGGGAACCAGGCGCGGUCGGGAGCGAAGCGUACGUGUCUCGGCUUUCCCACGAGCGCCUCGCGUGACGUUAAGAUUAACGUAGGAGUAUUUCAGCCGAUCCGAAUCGGACUCUCUUUCCUUUCAGCUCGGAAGGUCCCCGUCGCUUGUGGAGACGUGUCGGUUCUGCAGCGACGUCCUGCCGAGGAGAAGGAACCCCGAGACGUCUCGGCUGUCGAGCGAGACGUCUACUUUCCCCCGAGUCUCCUCUGCGGUGCUGUGGCAGCGAUGGAGGGCUCGUGUGGAGAUCCGGCUCUUCCCACUCCGUCGCUCUCCCACCAGACGUGGUCUCCUCGCAGUGCUCCGCAGUCACGAGCUUCUGCAACACCUCUGCACGCUUUACCCUUCCCCGGUCUUCCUCGUGAUGAUGAUGAUGAUGAUGAUGAUGAUGGCAAACCUGCCGGUCAUACAGAGAUCUGCAGAACCUCCGUACUCACCAGCGCAGCUCCUGGAACGUUCCAGCUCUCGCACGACGGAAGUCAGAACGGUGCAGGAGGACCGAACGCUCCGAGAAAACCGCACUGAGGAAGAGGAACGCCGGGAGGAAACGCAGACGAUGACGAAACCCGCGUUCGUUUACAUCCCCCUUAACGGAACAGGACUUUACAGUGGUGAGAGCGCAACGGAAAGGUCAUUUCUGUCGUUUUGUUUAAAACAGGAAAAUUGAUAUAAACUCAAAUGCUGUGUUAUUUGACUUGGUUUAAAAGUGAAAAGCUGCUUCGGCCCCAGAUUUAUUUUUAUGUCAUUUUCUUUGUUUUGUGAUCUGCUGAAAUCAAUCUUUUUUUUUUUUUUUUUUUUUUUUUUUGUCCAUUGCAAAGAAAAUGUUAUCGUGUACGGAUUAUACUGAUGUACUGACUCCGCCUCCUGUUUAAAUCCAUUUAAAAAAUGUUACUUUGCGAUGGAAAAACGUCACUUGCUGCCGUUGGAUCUUAAAGUCGGACGACGAGGCGCAUGAAUAUGGAGAAUAAAAGCAGUGCCUGUAUUUACACAAUAUUUCUAAUAAAAUAUGACGAACAUGACGUACAGUGCGAUGUUUCUGUUUCUUAGAUUUGUGGAUUUGUACCAGACUCUUUCGCCUAUAUUUAUUUUUUGCGUUUUUUCCGGUUCACUCCACUUCAUUUUUGUUUUUCCAUAACUGUAAUACAUGAAAGUGACCAGCAGGGGGGGUGGGGGUCUUUACACACAGGCCAAGUAAAAAAAUGAACUAUCCUGACAAUCGGGGUCAGUCCCUUAUUCCUGACCUUCUACACUUCCUUCAUUCUUUCUUUCUAUCCUUCCUUAU